Molecule: messenger RNA, 2236 nt
Organism: Exserohilum turcica Et28A
Lineage: Eukaryota; Fungi; Ascomycota; Dothideomycetes; Pleosporales; Pleosporaceae
Exons: 2
Coding region: 7-2097 (696 amino acids)
Biological process (GO): protein phosphorylation
Molecular function (GO): ATP binding; protein kinase activity
Source: RefSeq, a predicted model, not a curated record
CAAAGCAUGUCGCUCAUACCCUACGCCCCGGCCGAGUCGCGCGAGAUUGUCCUGCGCCACGGCUCGGCAGUCGUCGUCUACGACCAGCACUCCAAGCAGCUCUCACUCCGCGACGCCUCGCACAUCACGGCCCUGGGCUCCACGUCAUGUCCCUACUGCCACCGGCCCUACCGCGAGCCCUCGCCCCACGACAGCGACAACAGCGACGACCACGAGCACAACAAUGCAUCGGGCGUCCCUACAGAAAAUGGCUUCGUCAACCCGGCCUACUUCCAGAUGCUGCGCCGGAGCCAGCCAACAUCGGAACAGGGUUCGCGCCCGCCGUCGCCGCAUAAACAACUAGCACCUGCGCCCAUGCGCAUGAACGAUUUCCAUGCGCCUGAGGGUUCCGAGUUCCUGGGGAGCACGCCAGCGCCGCCGCCGGCGGGGAAGAGCCAGGGCAUAUCGGCGCGGGCGUUUAGUCCAAACUACUUCAAGGACUUUUUCGUAGAGGAGCGCGAGUUGGGCCGCGGAGGCAAGGGCGUGGUCUUGCUGGUGCAGCAUAUUCUCGACGGAGUCCAGCUCGGCAAGUUUGCAUGCAAGCGCGUGCCCGUGGGCGACGACCACGAGUGGCUGGAGAAAGUGCUGGUCGAAGUGCAGCUCCUGCAGACGCUGUCGCAUCAGAAUCUGGUAUCGUACCGCCAUGUCUGGCUCGAGGACUACCAGAUAUCCAGUUUUGGACCGAGCGUCCCGUGCGCCUUCAUUCUGCAGCAGUACUGUAACGGCGGAGAUCUCCACAGCUAUAUUCUGGACUCGGUCAAAAAGUCCGUCACCAAGGAGCAGAUGAAGGAGCGGCUCAGGAGGAGAUCCAAGGGCCAGCUCGAGGAUCCCGAGAACAUGCAUGGCCCGCGCAAGAUGCCCUUUGAAGAGAUUAUUUCCUUCUUCAAGGAUAUCACGUCUGGACUCAGCCACCUCCAUGCCAACGGAUACAUCCAUCGAGACCUCAAGCCGAGCAACUGCCUGCUGCACCACACAGGGCACAAAGUCCGGGUGCUGGUCAGCGAUUUUGGAGAAGUACAGUCGACGAAUAUGACGAGAAACUCGACGGGCGCCACCGGAACCAUUUCCUACUGUGCGCCUGAGGUGCUGCGUCAGGAGCGGCCAGGCGGUGCGUUUGGCAACUUCACGACCAAAUCGGACAUUUUCUCGCUCGGCAUGAUUGUGUACUUUAUGUGCUUUGCGCGGCUACCGUAUCGUAAUGCAGACGGUAUAGACGAGGAUAACGAGGACCUGGAUCAGCUGAGAGCCGAGAUCUCGACGUGGGCGGGCAUAGACGCCGAACAGCGCGUUCGCUCCGACUUGCCUGAGAAGCUGUACCGGUCGCUCCGACGUCUUCUUGCGCUCGAUCCUGACGAGCGCCCCGGCGCCGAAGAGAUUCUACAUGUCCUCAAGUCAUCACUGGUGUUUGACGAGUACAAUACAUAUCCAAGCCCGUCUGGACUCGACGAGUUCAGCCCUCGCAUAUCGCGUGCUGAUACACCCAGCCCGUCGCCUACGCAAACAAGCAAAAAGCGGACUUCAGCCAACUAUGCUCGUCCUGGGCCGUCGAACCUCAGUGCCACUGUCAAGGACCGGUCACCCAGUCCACCCGACGUGCCGCCGAUGAGGAGAGAGUCGUCCGGAGACGGAGCUGUCAUACUGCGAAGGAAGCUGGACCUCCCACCUCCGUCUGCGGACGGGAGGACGACAUCGCCGCAGCGACUCAUGCUGCCCCCUCCCCCACCACUCAACACCAUCUCAAGGCUCUACCGACUAUCUCGCAACCCGGCCGCACUCGGCCUCACAAAAGUGGCUUUGUUCUGCGCAAAGGCGUUUAGUCUGCUUUCCCCGUGCCAGCCCUUUGCGUCUGAUGCGCGUAUCCUGUACCCGUUGCUGUGUCUCGCAUCUAUUGAUUUCCUGCAUGUCAGCUGGGUGGGCAGGCUCAUGGGAAGGGAUUUCAGCCUGGGCGCAAUGGGUGUCUCGCUAGUGCUUUUGCUGCUGCAUGUCGUAGUGCUCGGGGUCACGCUCAAGUGGGACAGACUGUGUGAAAGGAGGGCCAUGGUAUGGGAUGGCAUCUGAGGGCAUGCGCACGUGUGCAGUGCAUGGAAGUGGGAUGGAUUGACUUCGAGAUACCUUUGCAUUAUUACUGUUUUCCAGCGCCGCCGCCGUGGACACACGGGCGGCAGCAAAACCACCAUGCCUAGAACGAAUACAGACG